AUGUACUUCGUCAUUGCGAAUAGGUUACUCAAAAAAUUCGAGUACGUCGACAUAAAACAUGUUCCUAGAAUAAAAAACCAAGAGGCUAAUGACUUAGCACAAAUAACCUCAGGGUAUAGAAUUUCAAAAGAAAAGCUAGAAGAGCUUGUCGAAGUAAGAGGAAAGGCAAUGACCGCCAGAUUAUCUCCAACGGAUUUGGAAAGCACCCACUUAGGAUAUGCUAACAAAGAGGAGUUUGAAGUACUGGCCAUUGAUACCUUGAUAGAUAUAGACUGGAGGAAUCCAAUUAUUAAUUAUCUCAAGGACCCUUCGACAGACACGGAAAGAAAAACCAAGUACAGGGCUCUAUCUUAUAUAUUGAUAGGGAAUGAAUUAUUCAAGAAAACCCCUGAAGGGAUCCUGUUGAAAUGCUUAGGAGAAAGAGAAGCUUACUUGGAAUUAUCCAGUGUACACAGUGGAGCUUGUGGAGCACAUCAGGCAGGCCAUAAGAUGAAAUGGUUGCUUUUCAGAUAUGGAAUGUAUUGGCCCACCAUGUUAAAAGAUUGUAUAGAGUUUGCUAAGGGUUGCCAGGAAUGUCAAGUACACACAGGAAUUCAACAUGCUCCUGCAAGCGAACUUCAUACGAUUAUUAAGCCUUGGCCCUUCAGAGGUUGGGCAUUAGAUCUAAUUGGUGAGAUUAUACCCCAUUCAUCCAAAGGUCAAAGAUACAUACUUGUAGGAAAUGACUAUUUCACUAAAUGGGUCGAAGUAGUACCUCUAGUAAAUGUGGACCAAGAGAUUGUUAUCGAAUUCAUUCAAAGACAAAUUUUAUACAGAUUUGGAAUCCCAGAAAGUAUAACAACAAAUCAAGGAUCAGUCUUUACUGGUCGAAAGAUGCAAGAAUUUGCGAAGGAAAUAGGGUUCAAAUUAUUAACAUCCACACCCUAUUAUGCUCAAGCCAAUGGGCAAGUUGAAGCAGCCAACAAAGUGAUAAUUGGGCUAAUAAAAAAGCAUGUAGGGAAAAAGCCAAAAAAUUGGCACAAAACUUUAGACCAAGCACUCUGGGCUUGUCGAACCUCCCCUAAAGAAGCCACCAACACUACACCUUUCCAGCUUACAUUUGCACAUGAUGCAGUACUACCUGUCGAAGUCUACUUACAAUCAGUGAGAAUCCAAAGAGAAGGAGAAAUCCCAUCUGAUUUAUACUGGGAAAUGAUGAUAAAUGAGCUGGUGGAUUUGGACGAAGAAAGGUUACAUGCGUUAGAAGUAUUAAGAAGACAGAAGGAGAGGGUAGCGAGGGCAUACAAUAAGAGGGUCAAAGGUAAAACUUUUACUACGAGUGUUUUAGUAUGGAAAGUCAUAUUGCCUAUGGAUCGAAAGAAUAAGGCAUUAGGAAAAUGGUCUCCACAUUGGGAAGGACUAGCAGAGGAUCGAAGGAUCCUAAAAGUAAAUGGAAAAUACUUAAAGAGGUAUAAACCAUUUAUGCACGAAGUUAGAAUCAUAACAGCAUAG
Molecule: messenger RNA, 1491 nt
Organism: Lathyrus oleraceus (garden pea)
Lineage: Eukaryota; Viridiplantae; Streptophyta; Magnoliopsida; Fabales; Fabaceae
Exons: 1
Coding region: 1-1491 (496 amino acids)
Biological process (GO): DNA integration
Molecular function (GO): nucleic acid binding
Source: RefSeq, a predicted model, not a curated record